AUGUUGCUCGAGCUGCUCGUCCAGGCUGCCUGUGUGUCCCUGUUCCUCCCGGGCGGCCAGGGCAGGGUGUACCCCGGGAGGAAGAAACCAGCCAGCUUUGCCGUGGAGAGGCGCCGCGUGGGGCCCCACGUCUGCUUCUCAGGCUUCGGCAGCGGAUGUUGCCCCGGCUGGAUGCUCGCUCCGGGCAGCGGGCAGUGCACCCUGCCGCUCUGCCCCUUCGGCUGUGGCAGCGGCUUCUGCAUCGCCCCCAACCUCUGCUCGUGCCCGGAUGGAGAGCAGGGCAUCACCUGCCCAGAGCCACCAGGAACAUGCGGGGAGUAUGGCUGCGACCUCUCCUGUAACCACGGUGGGUGCCAGGAGGUGGCCCGCGUCUGUCCCCUCGGCUUCUCCAUGGUGGAGACGGCCAACGGCAUCCGCUGCACUGACAUUGACGAGUGCCUGAGCGCCGCCUGCGAGGGUCUCUGCGUCAACACCGAGGGCGGCUUCGUCUGCGAGUGCGGCCCUGGCAUGCAGCUCUCCGCCGACCGCCACAGCUGCCAGGAUACGGACGAGUGCCUGGCCACGCCGUGCCAGCACCGCUGCAAGAACAGCGUGGGCAGCUACCGCUGCUCCUGCCGGCCCGGCUACCACCUCCACGGGAACCGGCACUCCUGCGUGGAUGUCAACGAGUGCCGGCGGCCGGGAGACAGACGUGCCUGUCAGCACGCCUGCCACAACACCCCAGGCAGCUACUUGUGCUCCUGCCGCCCCGGGUACCGGCUCAGCGGCGACAGGGUCUCCUGCGAAGGCUUCCCCAAGUCCAUCCUGGCCCCCUCACCCAUCCUUCAGUCCCUGCAGCAUCCCCCCACCCUCGUCCUGCUCCCUCCCGGCCCUGGGGGACCCCUCCUGGUCCCCAGGGGCUCUCCCUCUUCCCACCUCCCUGCCGCACCUCCGGGCACCCAACCUCCUCCGUCCUCACCCACCACCGUGUCCCCGGUCACCGAGCUGUCCCCACGCGGGGAGGGAGCCCCCGGUACCGCUGCACCAGCCCCUCGCUGCUGGUACCGGGGGGCCCUCCGGGAGCCGGGCACUCGCUGGAUGGAGCCGGGGUGCCGGAGCUGUGCCUGCCAGGGAGGACGAGUGCUCUGCGAGGCCGUCAGCUGCCCCGUGCCUUGCUCCCACCCGCUGCCCGCCCCGGCCGGGGGCUGCUGCCCCAGCUGCACAGGCUGCUUGCACGAGGGGGUGGCCCGUGCCGAGGGCGACGUCUUCUCCCCAUCAGAUGGCAACUGCACCGUAUGCGUGUGUCUGGCUGGAAACAUCUCCUGCAUCUCCCCCGAGUGCCCCUCGGACUCUUGCCCCAGCGCCUCGCCGCCCGACUGCUGCUCCUGCCAGCCAGUAAAGUGCAGCUUCCGCGGCCGCACGUACGUGCACGGAGCCCGCUUCAGCUUGGACGAGGACGACUGCACCACCUGCGUCUGCCGGGGUGGCGAGGUGGAGUGCUCCUUCGCCCCCUGCCCAGCGCUGGACUGCCCACAGCACCAGCGGCACCUGCGCCCCGGGCAGUGCUGCUUCACCUGCCGGGACCCCCCGCGCCCCUCGGGCUGCUUCGUGGAUGACAACGGGGUCGAGUUUCCCAUCGGACAGAUCUGGUCUCCGGGCGAUCCCUGUGAGUUAUGCAUCUGCCAGGCCGAUGGCUCAGUGAGCUGCAAGAGGACGGACUGCAUGGAGACGUGCCCCUACCCCAUCCACAUCCCCGGGCAGUGCUGCCCCGACUGCUCGGCAGGAUGUACCUACAUGGGACAGAUCUUCUACAACAACGAGACCUUCCCGUCCCUCCUGGACCCCUGCCUCAGCUGCAUCUGCCUGCUGGGCUCGGUGGCCUGCUCACCCGUGGACUGUGCCAUCUUCUGCACCUACCCCUUCCACCCCGAGGGCGAGUGCUGUCCUGUCUGUAACGACUGCAACUACGAGGGCAGGAAGGUGGUGAACGGCCAGACCUUCAGCCCCGAGGGACAGCCCUGCACCCGCUGCACGUGCCAGCUCGGGGAGGUGAGCUGCGAGGAGAGGCCGUGUCCCCACUCGUGCACCGAGCCCCCUGCGCUGCCUGCUGCCUGCUGCCCCGCCUGCCAAGAGGCCACGGGACCCCCAGCUCCCACGGGCAGCCCUGGGUCAAGGCGGGAUGCUCAGGGGCAUCCCGGGGACGCGGACCCCUCGGCCGUGCCAACAGCCGGCAGGGAGAGCCCCGGCGGGCACGCGGCUCCCUAG
Messenger RNA from Cygnus atratus (black swan), 2244 nucleotides. RefSeq names its product von Willebrand factor C and EGF domains (gene VWCE). Gene Ontology annotation, molecular function: calcium ion binding; protein binding. Lineage: Eukaryota; Metazoa; Chordata; Aves; Anseriformes; Anatidae. Gene Ontology annotation, biological process: cellular response to virus. The coding region runs from base 1 to 2244 and encodes 747 amino acids. The record is from RefSeq and is a predicted model, not a curated record. Gene Ontology annotation, cellular component: cytoplasm. The transcript has 20 exons.